AUGGAUCCGAUUGCGACUAAAAAUCCUUCAACUUCUCUACCAUCUCAGCAGCAGAUAGCCCUUGCUAUUGCCAUCAUCCGAUGUAAACCCGCAGGAGUGCCGUUGCGAGAACACGUUAUCCACCUACGGUCCCAGAUUAAGCUUGGCCAAGACCCGAGAGAAAGAGCGAACCCGGGAUGCUACGUCGAUCAAGUUGCCUACUGGAAGGAGCGAUGCAAGCGAGCAGAAGAUGAAUGUGAACAACUUCGCAGUGUCAACAUCAAGCUUGAGAGAUCGAACCAACUACUAUCGAACCAACAGAGCCCAAUUUCAGAAAUCGAAACGGACUCCAAUAUUCGGCCCCCAUCAUCGACAAAGGGUUUGAAGCGGCCAAAGCAGGUCCAAAAGCGGGCCCAUGACCUGGUCGCUGCCGCACAAGAAACUAUCAAUCAGGAUUUGGAUUUCUUAGAGGCGAUUGGAAAGGAUGGUAAGAACCUCAUGGAGUCACUGUUCAGCGUUCAUUCACUAGGCAGAAAUAGCGGUCUUGAUGCCAGCACGUUCUGUUCACAUCUUAUAAGCAGUGCUUCAGCCAUGGGGAAAACCAUACUGUUCAUCGCCCAAAAUCACGACUCUCUUGCCCGACAAGAACACAAGAACACUAGCGGAGCAACUUCCCCGGGGAAGGAUAAAUCGGAUUUUGCCAAUGCGCUCUCGGUAUGCGCCAGAACUUUUAUGUCUAUACUAGUCGGGUUAGACAAACUCACAAAGUCAGAAGCCAACAAGAGACUAGCGAGUUUGGUUAUUUGUGAGCUAGCAGACAUGUUCAAAGUGGCACUUAGAGCUAUUGAGAUAUCCGCCCGGCUCACUGGACACAGUUUUCUCUCACAGCCACCGGCUCAGAAAAAAAGCAAGACAAAGACAUCUUCAACUACUGUCAGAGAGUCUACUCCAGCCAGAGCAGUCGCACAUCUCCUGAUAAGUUUCCUUGGUCUCCUAGAAAAGAAUGAUGAUAUUCAUCAACGGAUUUUCGAUGGCUUCAUCUUCGUUCUUUUCGAACGCGUCGGCAGAAGACUCUACUACUCGACUUUUGGCCAGCACCGCUCUUCUAGUAUCGAAAGGAACAUACUACCGGUACCCGAAGCGAAAGAUGCAGCUGAAGCUUCCAAGCGAGAUUUUGACGCACUCGCCCUGCGUCUGGAAGCCAAAGCACUUAUUCUAAUCCUCGAGCGAGCAAUGGGUCUGGCCCCAAAUCACAUGAACUCACAAAGCCUCAGAGCGCAGCAGAAUCCAAAUCGAGCUACCCGUGCAAUGAGUGUUAAAAAUAUUGCUACUACCUCGAGGGCCCGUCUGAGUCCUCUUGCCAAAGAUCGACUGCAGCGUACACUUGUUGCGUGCAUGUAUGGGCACAAUACUGAUGAUGACUUUUUGGACGUUCUUACGAAGCCGAUGCCGCAAAUGCGUCUGAGUUCGUUGCAAAAUGUGGCCAAGGUGGAGGAUGAAGAUGUGGAGACGUGGUAUAAGGAGGAGGUGUGGCGGCUUGUUGGCUGGGAUGUUCUUGCGCGGGAGAGUGGGUGGUGA
This is a messenger RNA of Bipolaris oryzae ATCC 44560, 1557 nucleotides long. RefSeq lists its product as uncharacterized. NCBI's taxonomy places the organism in Eukaryota, Fungi, Ascomycota, Dothideomycetes, Pleosporales, Pleosporaceae. The transcript is spliced from 2 exons. The record is from RefSeq and is a predicted model, not a curated record. Gene Ontology annotation, biological process: meiotic DNA double-strand break formation; DNA recombination. Bases 1 to 1557 code for a protein of 518 amino acids.